AUGUCUAUUGAAAACUUAAAAUCUUUUGAUCCGUUUGCCGACACUGGUGAAGACGAAACUUCCACUACUAAUUAUAUUCAUAUUAGAAUCCAACAAAGAAAUGGUAGAAAAACUCUAACCACUGUCCAAGGUGUUCCAGAAGAAUAUGACUUGAAGAGAAUUUUAAAAGUGUUGAAAAAAGAUUUCGCAUGUAAUGGUAACAUUGUCAAGGACAAAGAAAUGGGGCAAAUUAUCCAAUUGCAAGGUGAUCAAAGAGCCAAGGUUUGUGAGUUUAUGAUUACUCAAUUAGGUCUACAGAAGAAAAACAUCAAAAUCCACGGGUUUUGA
This is a messenger RNA of Henningerozyma blattae CBS 6284, 327 nucleotides long. RefSeq names its product translation initiation factor eIF1 (gene SUI1). Gene Ontology annotation, cellular component: eukaryotic 43S preinitiation complex. NCBI's taxonomy places the organism in Eukaryota, Fungi, Ascomycota, Saccharomycetes, Saccharomycetales, Saccharomycetaceae. Gene Ontology annotation, molecular function: ribosomal small subunit binding; translation initiation factor activity; RNA binding. The transcript has a single exon. The record is from RefSeq and is a predicted model, not a curated record. Bases 1 to 327 code for a protein of 108 amino acids. Gene Ontology annotation, biological process: translational initiation.